Venustampulla echinocandica is the source of this 792-nucleotide messenger RNA. RefSeq names its product putative Ras-related protein Rab-6A. Bases 1 to 792 code for a protein of 263 amino acids. NCBI's taxonomy places the organism in Eukaryota, Fungi, Ascomycota, Leotiomycetes, Helotiales, Pleuroascaceae. The record is from RefSeq and is a predicted model, not a curated record. Gene Ontology annotation, molecular function: GTPase activity; GTP binding. The transcript has 7 exons.
AUGGCGCAAUCUCAAGUAGGCGGAUCCUACAACAAUCCCUUGAAGAAGUUCAAAUUAGUGUUUCUCGGCGAGCAAAGUGUUGGAAAGACAUCCCUUAUUACACGUUUCAUGUACGACUCGUUCGACAAUAUGUAUCAGGCGACCAUUGGCAUAGACUUUCUCUCAAAAACUAUGUACCUUGAAGACCGAACGGUGCGACUACAACUAUGGGAUACAGCCGGGCAAGAACGAUUCCGAAGUUUGAUACCAUCCUAUAUCAGAGAUUCGAGUGUGGCGGUGGUGGUGUACGAUAUAUCCAACGCGAAGUCGUUUCAAAACACACGAAAAUGGGUGGACGAUGUGCGUGGCGAACGAGGUAAUGAUGUUAUAAUUGUGCUGGUGGGCAACAAAACGGACUUGAAUGAUAAGCGCGAAGUCACGACACAGCAAGGAGAAGAAGAAGCAAAAAAGAAUAACUUGAUGUUCAUCGAGACCAGCGCAAAGGUCGGUCAUAAUGUCAAGAAUCUCUUCAGGAGAAUAGCGCAGGCCUUACCAGGGAUGGACGGCGCGGAGGGAAGUGCAGCCGCUGGAAACCAAACGAUUGAUGUCAAUAUCAAUCCCACGCCGCAGAAUCAAGAAGGUAAUGUUUCAGUAGCAUCAGCGAGACUCGCUAGACGAGAACAACGAUCUAUCGUAUCGCACAACAACAAGCUACUAGCCUUUAUUACUGGCUUUACAAUGCAACGCUAUUCGCCGGUACCAUAUGCGCCCCCUAUGCAUAAUUCGGUUACUAUUGGCCUUGAAGGCCCCUAA